CCCCACGACCACGAAAGCUGAGGGCACCCGAUCACGUCGUAUAAAGGCUUCCGUCUGGGCAAACGAUAGCCAUAGAUCACCUCUAAUAGCGCAGAAGCUUCCUCGAGCGUGCGCACCUAUUUGCAGCCUCAAGCGCUGACGUCGCCUGCCUGGUUCCUGCAAGCCUUCGCGACCUCUUGUCCAAGCGUCCACAGAGCCCAAAGAUUAUACUAGAUAGCUGAGACAUAGCAAGCAACCGCCGCCAUGUCGAACUCGGUCGUGGGCGGAGUCUACCAACAGAUCAUGGAGAAAGUGAUACAGGCGUCCCAGAACGACUUUGAGGAGUCUGGCGUCGACCAAAGCACUCUGGAAGAGAUGAAGCAGGGUUGGCAAGAGAGAUUGUCGGCGCUCAAGAUUGCCCAUCUGCCAUGGGACCCCGCCCCAGAGCCUGUCCGCCAGCCGCCUACGGUGCCCUCUAACGUUAAGGUCGAUAAUGAGAUCCCACCGUCCUCUGGGCCAGUAAACGCGGAGGGGGGCUACCAGCAACCUAUUCCCAACUACCCACAGGCCCAACCUGCGACCAAUGGAUACAAUGGCGGUUAUGACCAAAAUUCACAGUUGGCGCAACAGCGGGCUGCUGCUCUGAUCCAGCAACGCGUGCAGCAGCAAGGCAAUGUACACCAGCAAAACUAUCCCAACAUGCCUCAACAGGGCCAUUUGCCCCAGAUGCCAAUGCAAGGUCAGCAGCAGCGCAUGAUGGCCCCUCAACAGCAGCAGCAUCAUCAUCAGCAACAGCAACAGCAAAUGCCGCACCAGCAAACGCAACAACAGCAAAUGCAGCAGCAACGACCGCCGCAUCAAACCCAGAUGUACCCGUCGCAGACGGAUGGCCCAGACGAUGCUCUGGCAGACUGGGAGGCGUUCAAGGCUGCGCGUGCUGCUUCAGCUGUAGAGCGCAUGGCUGCCGACGACUUUAUGCGUGCUCGUGUUGAUGCCAUGGCGAUGCGCCAGGAUAGUGGUCUGAUGGUGCCUCUGGACUCGAUGCCGAAAGGCAAGAAGCGAAAGGCUGCUGUUCGUGUCCUACGAGCCGAGGAUGCUGCAGCUUCAACCAGUGUCCCCCCGCCUGCUCGCUUUGACGGCGAUGACGACGUCAAGCUGGAGGAGGAUCCCGACGAUGCCAUCAACUCUGACCUCGACGAUUCAGAGGACGAGCUGAAUGACGGUGACAAUAGCGACGAUGAUAUGGUAGACUACAUGCUGUGCACCUAUGACAAGGUCCAGCGUGUCAAGAACAAGUGGAAGUGCACUCUCAAGGACGGCAUCCUCACCACGAACAAGAAGGAGUAUCUAUUCCACAAGGCAAAUGGUGAAUUUGAAUGGUAGAUAAAAAACCAUCAGCAAACCACACUAAUACCCGUGGUAGCUGAACUCGAGUUCUGAAGUCCCCUUCCUUCAGCCCGCACACAAACGGCACAGCACACGUCCCUACCCAAGACGCAAAAAGCCCCCUGACACAACAUGGACAACUACCAUUUGUACACUACCAAGACAUGAAUCGACUUUCCAUUACUCUCUCUUCGUUUUCUUUCCCAACGACUGUUAUUCUGGCGUCCUCAAAGAACAAACGCCCGGUAGCCUGAAUGGCGAUAAACAUACUCAGAAUGGAUUCCUUAUUUUCACCCCGCCCGAUCAAACCUGUUUUUUUUCAGAUUAUUCCGCGAAAACACGCGUAUAC
Bipolaris sorokiniana ND90Pr is the source of this 1714-nucleotide messenger RNA. RefSeq lists its product as uncharacterized. The transcript is spliced from 4 exons. Gene Ontology annotation, cellular component: transcription factor TFIIA complex. The coding region runs from base 244 to 1362 and encodes 372 amino acids. The record is from RefSeq and is a predicted model, not a curated record. NCBI's taxonomy places the organism in Eukaryota, Fungi, Ascomycota, Dothideomycetes, Pleosporales, Pleosporaceae. Gene Ontology annotation, biological process: transcription initiation at RNA polymerase II promoter; transcription by RNA polymerase II.